Calidris pugnax (ruff) is the source of this 1714-nucleotide messenger RNA. RefSeq names its product integrin beta 3 binding protein (beta3-endonexin) (gene ITGB3BP). The transcript has 9 exons. Gene Ontology annotation, cellular component: nucleoplasm. NCBI's taxonomy places the organism in Eukaryota, Metazoa, Chordata, Aves, Charadriiformes, Scolopacidae. The record is from RefSeq and is a predicted model, not a curated record. Bases 135 to 674 code for a protein of 179 amino acids. Gene Ontology annotation, biological process: regulation of DNA-templated transcription; CENP-A containing chromatin assembly.
GGCCGGCCCGCCCGAGCCGGGGCCCGCGUCCCGCCCUCUCAGCGCCGUUUCCAGCCGGCGGCGUUUGGCCGGUGCACGGCGGCGGGAGGCGGGAGCUCUGCAAAAAGGCGGCGGGAGCGGCUCCAGGCGCCGUAAUGUCAGUUAAGAGAGCAUUAAAUUUGGACACAAAAGAUAUUCCAUCUGAGGAAACACCUUUGAAGACCAGAAAGGAAAAUUUAAAGUCUUACUCACCGACAACAGGAACAUGCCAAAUGAGUCCGUUUUCAUCUCCCGUGAGUCAUAAUGCACAAAAUCUCAGAAAUCACUCAUCAAAUGAAGAUGCAGCUGAGGAGAAGGAUUCAGAAAGCAUAUUAUCCAGAAGAGGGCAGCCUCAAACAGAGGAGGAUGCGUUCAUGGAAUUGCACUCCAAAGUGAAAAGUUCAUUGGUCAGAAUUCUGAAAAUAAGAGCAAAUCUGACAAGCCUACAGGCUUUAGAGGGCAGUAAAGAGCUUGAAAAUAUUCCUGGUGUCUCUGACUCGUCUUGCGACUUGAGGGCUGAACUGCAGAAAACCCAAGAGCUAAUGAGUCAAGCAGAAGAACUGCAGCUGUUGAAAAGAAAUGAUGGAAAACUUCCUGCCCGAGUGUACAUCCAGACUGGUGGGAGUGCUGCCUUCCUGAUGUCGCUCCUUGACUGAGGCAUUAUGUGGAAAAUGCAUUCCACAUCUACCCAGAGUUCUACAUCUGCUUGAGUGGACUUAAAAGGAGAGAAGAAAUGACUGUAAACCUAUCUCCCCAGCAAAUACCAGUUCGGGAUGGCUCGUUGCGCUGGGCAGGUGCACAUCUAGAUAAAAUUUCUGGCAUCUAUUUAAACUUAACAAUGUGCACAAGCAGAUAAUCUCAAGGCAAAUAAUACAGCGUGGGGGCUUUAGGCAAGCGCGUGGACAAACUGCUGAUUUAGGUUUGCUGCUGCAGGGAAAAUAAUCUGCAUUUUCUGGACGUUCUCACUGCAAAUAUGUAAUUAUGCUGCCUUGUGGGUUUUAAAAAUUAAUUAAAAAAAGAGAAAUAUAACCCUCCUCUCCAGAAGAAACUGAGCUAAAAGGUGAACUUUGGAUGCCCAGCCCCCAGUGGGAAAUGGUUCCUUCCUGCCUGGGGGUACACGCUCAUUUAAUCAAUUCACCAUCCCCCAAAAAGUAAGCGGUUUACAAACAGUGUCUCUGUUUGUGGCUGCCACCACUGGGGACCUAUUUGUCACCUGUGAAGCUGUUUCCUCUAAAGUCACCCCAAAACACAGUCUAUGCAGCCAUCGGCUUCAAGCCCACGGUGUUAAAACACAGGGCUCUAAUAACAUUUGCUUUUUAGGUCAAUAGUUUAGUUUACUUUUGGUAUUUAAUGAUAUAUGGGGCGAGCUGUUAUUAAAGCACUUUCUUCUCUUGUUCAAUACCUUCAAAACCACCUGAAAUACCCUCGUCUCAAAUUGGUGCCCAAGCUCCAGCCUCUCUCAGAUUGAAAAAGGCCCAUACAAUGAUUUAAUUUUUUUUCUAGGAAGUUUAACAUAAACACACACCACACCUCAACGGCCUUUCUACCACUGCAAGGCACUGUUAAACAGAUAAACUGAUUUUUACAACUAAAAUUUUGGGAACCAAAAUGAUAAGUGUGUUCCAGUUUGUGGUUAAACAUGUACACGCUAUGCUUUGGGAACUUUUAAUUAAUAAAAAUGUUUUUUCCACUUCAA